AUGUUUUUUUUCGAUGCCUCCGAGCUUCAAGCCCUUCUGAAAUGUUGUCUGGAGGUCAACAUGGAAGACGUUCGACGAUCUGGGAAGCCGUGGGCUUACCUAUUCUGUACAGUUCAAAGGCGGAUGGCCCGAUAUGGAAACUUUCCUGCACGAAAACUGGUGAACUUACGACACAAGUAUCUAUAUUCACAGAAAGAUUUCAUGAAAGGUAAACUUAAUACACCAGAAGCGCACAGUCUUUGGGGUCACUUUAAGGGACUAGCAGAUUCCGAUAUGCAUUCGAUUGAAACAAAUGAAACAGAAUUGUUGAAACGUAAACCAGCUAAGAUAACUGGAAAACUGGAAUCCAUUAAAAAUUCCCGAAAAGGUAGACGCGGAAUCAACGUAAGACCUGAGGAAAGGCGAACCUUUCUAGAGAAUUGUCUUCGAUAUAACGUACGUUCAAUGGGCAAAAAAGGAUUACUUUUACUAGAGAAGGUGCGAGAAAAAAUGGUUCAAGAUGGUUUUCCUGAGCGAACUGUUUGCUCUUUAACGUUUCUCUACAAAAAAACUCGGCAAGCAUUUCGUCAUGGUCGUCUAACAAUACCGGAGGCUGAGAAAUUAUGGGGAUCACAUGUUGCUGGCAAUGAUUCAGAUUGUGCAAAAGAUGAGUCCAUGUCCGAGGCUAAAAUGGAAUCGAACAAUGAUCAGUCACAGUUUGGAAUAGAGUUUUGUGACAAUGAUUCGUCGAUUAUUCGUGCUCAGGAACCUACAAGAAAUUGUAGCAUCUGUAAAACCUCAAACGAAGGCGAGAUGAUAAAUUUACUAGCACAAAGUGCUAAUGGAACUACUUAUUGGGACAUAAUUCAGGAUUGUUUAAAUAUCCAAAUAUCUUGCGAUGAUAUUAAACUGCAAAUUUGUGAAAACUGCUCGUCUUUCAUAGAGGAUUUAUACGAAUUCGUAGCAAAAUGUCGAAAGAGUUUAAUAGAACUAAGCGUAGAGGCCUCGGAUGGAGCUGCUCAUAUCGAAGAAACAAUUAGUGAUCCCUUCCAUGGCUUUGACGAAGAUGGACAUGAACCGCUUGUUGUGAAAGAUGAAAUCAUGCUCAGUGAAAUCGAUCUCGAAAAUUUCAACAUAGCUGAAGCAUUUGAAAACAAUGACAUUUAUUCACAAGAACAACCCGAAGAACAAGAAGAAGAUUCAGUAGUAUCAGAAACCGGAGAUCCAGAAUAUUUAGAAGAACCGCUAAAUAUUGAAUUGAAUUUGACCGAAGAGCAAAUUCGCAAGCAGACACGUGAGUUCACGGCAAGUAUGAAUAAACCUGCCCGUCAAUGUGAUGUUUGUGGAGUCGUAAUUCGAGGAGGAGAUUUGGCUGGACAUAUGCAGAUUCAUUCUGGAAAACAGUUUCCUUGUAGAUUUUGCGAUCGCGUUUUCGGUAGCGUUAGAUACCUCAGACGUCAUGAAAAUAUUCACACGAAAGAGCGGAAAUACAACUGCCAAUAUUGCGAUAGAGUAUUCUACAUUUGGAAAACUUGGAAGGGUCAUGAGGCGCAGCAUACAGCAGACAAAUAUAAGUGUUCUGAAUGUGGUAACGAAUACUCGACAAAAUUAAAUCUUGAUACUCAUUAUAAGUUCAAGCACCUUAGACAGUGCAAAUUCCACUGUAAGCAGUGUGAAUUCGUUACGAACAUCAAAAAGCGUUUGCUUCACCAUGUCCGAUGCAUGCAUACGGACCUUCGGCCAUUCGGCUGUCCAUUCUGUGACAAUACGACCAGUAACGAUGCCAACCAUUACGUCCAUUUCCAACGACACAAGAAGAGUGGCGAGGCUACCGUCUAUCAAAUCAAGUGUGCUUACUGUGGCGAACUGUUUCUCAAAGAUGCAGCAUUCGAGACGCAUUUGGUGAAGCAUCACCCCGAUAAAAUUGUUGAGUUGUGAAUGCGGGACUCAUCUUCUAUUUUUUUAUGAUUCAAUUAAGUAUUUUUUUCAAAGCUAAA
Messenger RNA from Uranotaenia lowii, 1976 nucleotides. RefSeq names its product zinc finger protein 236-like. Gene Ontology annotation, cellular component: nucleus. NCBI's taxonomy places the organism in Eukaryota, Metazoa, Arthropoda, Insecta, Diptera, Culicidae. Gene Ontology annotation, biological process: regulation of transcription by RNA polymerase II. Bases 1 to 1917 code for a protein of 638 amino acids. The record is from RefSeq and is a predicted model, not a curated record. Gene Ontology annotation, molecular function: DNA-binding transcription factor activity, RNA polymerase II-specific; zinc ion binding; RNA polymerase II transcription regulatory region sequence-specific DNA binding. The transcript has 4 exons.